UUCAGUUCGGUUUUUGUGUUCGGGCGCGACGCAACGUUUUAGCGGCUGCUGCGGCUGCUGCUGGUUCUACUCGAAUUGCUGUUAUUGUUGCCUGAGGCUUUGUCGUCAUUUCGAAACGCCUUCAGUUCUAAUUGGCCGGCAGCGGCGUCGCUGACCGUUUGCGGGUGUUUCUCGUGCUAUGCUCCACUUGAUAUUAAACUAUUUGGGCGCAAUAAACGCAUAAUUCGCGCAAUUCAGCCGAUUUGUUUAUUUUAAAUGCCAAUUUGAGUGUGCCCAGCACGCGAACAAUGCGCACAAUAAACGCCGCAAUUAAUUGACUGUUUAUCAAGACGCUCUCUGCAAUUGCCAAAGGUGCGAGGCGGCCAACGAGUCGUAUGCGUGUUGUAGCAACAAUUUGUGCAUGUGUGUGUGUGCGUCUAUUAAGCAAGUGCUGGAUAUGUAAAAAUUGUCGGGUCAGUUAGCUGUACUUGUGUUUUGCCGUUAAAUGCUAAUUUUGUCACCUGGGAGCUCUACAACUCGACAAGCCAGACUGUGUAACAGUACAGUGGGGUGGCUCCUUCGGCUGGCUGUGGAAAUUAAAUUCAAACCGCAAACCGAGCGUAAUUGCAGCUGCUUGAUUAUAAUGAGGCUGCAAUUAGGAUUUGCUUAUGCCAAAAAGUAUUUAGAUUAAGUUACAAGAGCAAAAGUUGCUGGCUUAUAGAGAAAAGUCCAAGGUCUUCGCUUACCAAAAAGAACAACAAAAACAAUCUUGGAAAUGGAGUUUAACAGUUUUGUCUGGCACCGGCGUCGUUUGGACCUUCAACGGACCGUUUUAAAUGACGAGCGUUUGUAUUAUAUUGCGCCACAGCAGCCGCUGCUGCGCAACGAGGAUGAUUAUCAGGAUACAGCUGGGGCGCUGAUGUACAAUAGCAGCUCGACGGAGCUGUCCUUGGGCGCUGAGGACGCCGACUACACAUCGUCCACGCCCGCAACGGAGCACUUCAAUGUGACCGUAUUGCUAAACUUCAGCUGCACUGAUGUCAGCUCCCAUUCGGAUGAUCUGUGGUCCAGCGACUACUUCAAGAGCGUCGUCUACCUGCUCUACAUACCCAUCUUUAUAUUUGCCCUGCUGGGCAACGGCAUCGUCUGCUACAUUGUGCAGUCCACGCCGCGCAUGCGCACGGUUACCAAUUAUUUCAUAGCCAAUCUGGCGCUGGGUGACAUACUGAUGUCGCUGUUCUGUGUGCCCUCCUCGUUUAUCUCGCAAUACAUUCUUAACUACUGGCCAUUCGGCAUUGUCCUGUGCCACUUCGUCAACUACUCGCAGGUGGUCUCCGUCCUGGUCAGCGCCUACACCCUGGUGGCCAUCAGUAUUGAUCGUUACAUAGCCAUCAUGUGGCCCCUGCGUCCACGCAUCACAAAGCGCUACGCCAAAUUUAUUAUCGCUGGCGUUUGGUUUAUUGCGCUGGCAACUGCAUUUCCCAUACCCGUCGUCUCCCGCCUGAUGGUGCCCAGCUCCAUAUGGCACGAGAAAUGCGAGAAAUACAUCUGCCGCGAGGUCUGGCCCUCGACCGAACAGGAUUAUUACUAUACACUGGCGCUGUUCACGCUGCAGUUCAUCGUGCCACUGCUGGUGCUGAUAUUCACCUAUACUCGGAUUGCCAUCGCCGUGUGGGGCAAGCGGCCGCCGGGCGAGGCGGAGAACUCGCGCGACCAGCGCAUGGCGCGCUCCAAGCGCAAGAUGAUUAAAAUGAUGCUGACGGUUGUAAUUGUAUUCACCAGCUGCUGGCUACCAUUCAACAUACUACAGCUGAUGCUUAACGAUGAGGAGUUCGCCAACUGGAAACCGUUGCCCUAUGUGUGGUUCGCCUUUCACUGGCUGGCCAUGUCGCACAGCUGCUACAAUCCGAUCAUCUAUUGCUAUAUGAAUGCCCGUUUCCGUGGCGGAUUCCUACAGAUAAUGUACCGUGUGCCCGGCCUGCGGCGCUGCUGCUGCUUGCAUCGAUAUUUACGCAGUCGCGGCGAGCGCAGCUAUGAAGCAACCGGUGAGAUGACCUCCAAAUACAAUCGCCGAAAUGGUGAUGGUCUAGUCAGGAAACCUAAAAUACGCAUUAGGAACCGAAGAUGCAUUCCACCUACAUCGUGUGAACACCUGCACCACCUACAUCAGCACAAGACGAAAGCUGCGCACGAAUUCUAUGCAAAUGAGCCAAUUUUCAUGUGCCGAGACCACAGUGUUGCGGUAGCUCCCGGCACCGCGCAGGAGCCAAAACCAAGGCUCCAGCCACGUCAACCAACUGGUGCAUUUCACCUGAACAGUGCCAGCUACCUGAGCUCCACACAGUUUUGAAAUGCAGAAGCUUA
Messenger RNA from Drosophila montana, 2343 nucleotides. It is a transcript of the gene RYa-R, whose product is annotated as RYamide receptor. Gene Ontology annotation, cellular component: plasma membrane. The transcript has 8 exons. The record is from RefSeq and is a predicted model, not a curated record. The coding region runs from base 755 to 2329 and encodes 524 amino acids. Lineage: Eukaryota; Metazoa; Arthropoda; Insecta; Diptera; Drosophilidae. Gene Ontology annotation, molecular function: neuropeptide Y receptor activity. Gene Ontology annotation, biological process: neuropeptide signaling pathway.